GUUCGGCUCCCUCCGCCCGCUGCUGAGUUCAAUCCGGUGCAGCCAGCAUGUCCACCCACUUCAGCUCCCAGGUCUUCAGCUCGCGCUCCGCCACCUUCCCGGGGCGCGGCGCCCAGGUGCACCUGAGCUCGGUGCGCGCAGGCGGCUCCCGCGGCGGCAGCCUCUACGGCCUGGGCGCCCCGCGGUCGCACGUGGCCGUGCACUCUGCCCACGGGGGUCCGGUGGGUGCCGGCAUCCAGCGGGUCACCAUCAAUCAAAGACUGCUGGCCCCGCUGCGGGUGGACACUGACACCUCCAACAUCCAGCAGGUGCGCCAGGAGGAGCGUGAGCAGAUCAAGACCCUGAACAACAAGUUCGCCUCCUUCAUCAACAAGGUGCAGUUUCUGGAGCAGCAGAACCAGAUGUUGGAGACCAAGUGGGCUCUACUGCAGGAGCAGAAGUUGGUCAAGAGCAGCUGCCUCCCGGGCAUCUUUGAAGCCUAUAUUGCUGGCCUGCAGAAACAGCUUGAGGCCCUGCAGAUGGAUGGGACCCAGCUGGAGAUGGAGCUCCAGGGCACACAGGACAUGGUGGAAGACUUCAAGAAUAAGUAUGAAGAGGAAAUUAACCGGCGUGCAGCUGCUGAGAAUGAGUUUGUGGUGCUGAAAAAGGAUGUGGAUGUUGCCUACCUGAACAAGAUGGAAUUGGAGGCCAAGGUGAAUGCCCUGAACGAGGACAUCAGCUUCUUCAGGACCUUCUGUGAGACGGAGGUGUCAGAGCUGCAGUCCCAGAUCUCCGACACGUCCGUGGUGCUGUCCAUGGACAACAACCGCUCCCUGGACCUGGACGGCAUCAUCGCUGAGGUCAGGGCCCAGUACGAGGACAUCGCCAACCGCAGCCGGGCCGAGGCCAAGGCCUGGUACCAGACCAAGUUUGACACCCUCCGGGCCCAGGCCGGGAAGCAUGGGGAGGACCUCAGGAAUACCCAGACUGAGAUUCUGAAGACGAACCAGGCCAUCCAGAGGCUGCAGGCUGAGAUCGACAACAUCAAGAACCAGCAUGCCAAGUUGGAGGCCGCCAUUGCCGAAGCUAAAGACCGUGGGGAGCUGGCCCUCAAGGAUGCACGUGCCAAGCAGGAGGAGCUGGAGGCCGCCCUGCAGCGAGCCAGGCAGGACAUGGCCCAGCAGCUUCGGGAGUACCAGGAGCUCAUGAAUGUCAAGCUGGCCCUGGACGUGGAGAUCGCCACCUACCGCAAGCUGCUGGAGGGCGAAGAGUGCAGGUUGAACGGAAAUGGAGUGGGAGCCGUGAAUAUCUCUGUGGUGAAUAACGUCGGUGGUGGCAGCGGGCUGGCCUUUGGGGGAACCAUGGGCAGCAAUGCCCUGAGAUUCUCAAGCGGAGCCCACAAGGCCUGUUCCAUGAGGACCACUUCUGCUGCUCACAAGAGUAUCCUCAACUGAGCCACGGCUGUGGGGAGACCCGUAUCUCUUCCCCCCACAGUCAUAAGACAUUCCCAUCUGGGUCCCAUCCCUGGUCUCUAGACUGCAAAGCAGGCUGAAAAAUGAUGUCAGAAUAGCUUUCAAUAAAGUCUCUUUCUGAGGCCUGGGUGAGCCCAU
Molecule: messenger RNA, 1589 nt
Organism: Molossus molossus (Pallas's mastiff bat)
Lineage: Eukaryota; Metazoa; Chordata; Mammalia; Chiroptera; Molossidae
Gene: KRT7
Product: keratin 7
Exons: 9
Coding region: 48-1433 (461 amino acids)
Biological process (GO): intermediate filament organization; keratinization
Cellular component (GO): keratin filament
Molecular function (GO): structural constituent of skin epidermis
Source: RefSeq, a predicted model, not a curated record